Molecule: messenger RNA, 2604 nt
Organism: Elgaria multicarinata webbii
Lineage: Eukaryota; Metazoa; Chordata; Lepidosauria; Squamata; Anguidae
Gene: UTP25
Product: UTP25 small subunit processome component
Exons: 12
Coding region: 32-2371 (779 amino acids)
Biological process (GO): maturation of SSU-rRNA from tricistronic rRNA transcript (SSU-rRNA, 5.8S rRNA, LSU-rRNA)
Cellular component (GO): nucleolus; small-subunit processome
Molecular function (GO): U3 snoRNA binding; rRNA binding
Source: RefSeq, a predicted model, not a curated record
ACGUGGGAGCCAGGGCAGGAAGUUCGGGAACAUGGGGAAGAGAAAAGCCCGGCUACAGCAACAGCAAUUGAUCAGCAAUUUGAGCAAGAAACAGAAGAAGCACCUGAAGGAUUUCGGGGAGGAGCAUCCUUUCUAUGAUCGGGUUUCUAGGAAAGAACAAUCGACUCAAAUUUGUGAACUGUCUGAAAAUUCUGAGCAGUCGAGCUUGGAAAGUGAUACGGAGAACGACCCGGAACCCAUCUCAGAAUAUCACAAGCUACUGGCCACGUUGAAAACUGCUCCAUAUUCAGACAACGAGGAGGAGGAGGAGGAGGAAGAAGAAGAGGAUGGAUCUGGAGAAGGCAGUGCUGAGGAUGGCACAGAAACAGACAGUGAUGAGGUCGAGGAUGGUGGAGAAACGGUGGAUGAAGGGAAUGACAGCAAUAUGCCUAACAUGGAAUCAGAUAAGGGAGCCCCAAAGGAGAAAAAUAGCCAAGAGGAACCUAAAGGUCCAGAUACUUCAAGGGACCCUCAGCUUGAAGCCUCUGAAGACUUCAUGGAUGUAAAGCAUGAGUCUGAGUUUAGUCUGGAAACCAAUUUCAUAAAUGAAGAGUGUAGUGAUUCCAGUGAAGUUCGGAAAGAAAGCAGUUCUUCUGCAGAAGUUACAAAAGAUCCGUUUGAGUGUCACAUGGAUGAAGAACUAAAAGAAAAAGAAGUAGAUAAAAUUCUUGCACACUCAAAAUCUACCAGUCAAGUCAAGUGGCCAGUGCUGGGUCAGUUAGCUUUCUCUUCCACUCUUGAGAAGUUCGGAACGAUUAAGCCAGAUAAAGAAGUUGAUCUGAAGCAGCUUCACCUCCGCAAGCCAUUAGGAUCCACUUGGCCAAAAGUGAACGGCUCGUUCGUUUCUGUGCAGACUAAGUCAAAAGAUCAGCCAUUUACCCCUUUACAAAGAGAGCUCUUCUGCAUUAUGAAUUCAUAUAAGGACUUGUUCUACCCGGAGAGGACAGCUUUAAGGAAUGGGGAGGAAAUUCGUCAUACCUACUGCCUGCAUGCCCUGAACCAUGUCCUGAAGGCAAAUGCCCAGGUACUUGGCAAUAAUGCCAAACGAAGGGACCAAAAGCCUGGAAUUGAUGAUGAUGAUGAUGAUGGCUUCAGGGAUCAAGGACUCACUAGACCAAAGGUGUUAGUAGUGGUGCCCUUCCGGGAAUCCGCUUUACGUGUGGUUCAGAUUUUUAUCAGCCUCCUUGAAUCGGCAAGUCAAAAGAAAAUUGAUGUGAGCAACAAAAAACGGUUCAAGGGGGAGUUUGGCUCCAAUCCAGAAGAGAAGCCGCCAAAUCUGAAAAGACCUGAAGAUUAUGAAGCUGUUUUUGCUGGGAACAUCGAUGACCACUUCAGGAUAGGUGUUGCCGUUCUUCAGAAGAGUAUGCGACUGUAUGCUCCAUUUUACUCUUCCGAUAUUAUAAUUGCAUCUCCCCUUGGCCUGAGGACGGUUAUUGGAGCUGAAGGCGAGAUGAAGAGAGACUUUGAUUUCCUCUCAUCAAUAGAAAUUCUUAUCAUCGACGAAGCUGACGUCUACCUGAUGCAGAACUGGGAGCAUGUUUUGCACCUUCUUAACCACAUAAACCUGUUGCCUUUGGAAUCUCACGGUGUGGACUUUUCACGGGUGCGAAUGUUCAGUCUGAACAACUGGUCUAAGUAUUAUCGGCAGACGCUGCUCUUUGGCGCCCUUCAGCAUCCACAGAUCAACUCUAUCUUCAACAAGCAUUGUUUCAAUUACAGGGGACAGGUAGCUGUAAGGAACGCACCCUUGACGGGCUCCAUCAGUCAUGUUGUGGUACAGCUCCCUCAUGUUUUUCGCAAGGUAGAAGCUGAAAACUCCAUUUCCGUAAUAGAUGCAAGGUUUCACUUUUUCAUUGACAAAGUGUUGCCUGAGUACCGCGAUGCUGUCAUGUCACACACACUCAUUUAUGUCCCGUCCUAUUUCGAUUAUGUGCGGCUUCGGAACUACUUCAAGAAGGAUGAGCUGAGCUUUACACACAUGUGCGAAUACACCAGUAAAUCUGGCAUUUCCAGGGCAAGGCACUUCUUUCUAAAGGGAGAGAAGCCAUUCCUCAUUUUCACAGAACGUUUCCACUUUUAUAAAAGGUACUCGAUUAGAGGCAUCCGGAACCUCAUUUUUUAUGAACUGCCAACCUAUCCUCACUUCUAUAGCGAGGUCUGCAAUAUGUUGAAGUUGGCAGGCAGCAGUGAAGAGGCCACCUUGACCUGUACAGUGCUUUACUCAAAAUAUGAUGCCCAGAAGCUGGCUGCUGUGGUGGGUGUCGAACGGGCAGCCCAGAUGCUCCAGUCUUCCAAAAAUGUGCACCUUUUUGUCACUGGUGAAACGGAGUAAAAUAAGCAGUAAACUCAGAUUUGGAUGGAGUCUUUGGACUGUUUAAUAACAGACUGUUUGGGGCAUACAUUUCUUCUGGAACAGAUGUUGAAAGAGGGAAGUUAUUUACACAAUACCUUUGUUUUUAAAGGACACAAACAACAUUGUAGUGAAGAAAUAAAGGUUGCAAAAAGUGUGCAUUUCAUCAUCAUCAUAUCAAAGGUUGCGUCACAGAGCAAGGGUGGUUAUCCGAA